Messenger RNA from Cygnus atratus (black swan), 2438 nucleotides. It is a transcript of the gene ARID5A, whose product is annotated as AT-rich interaction domain 5A. The record is from RefSeq and is a predicted model, not a curated record. The transcript has 6 exons. Gene Ontology annotation, molecular function: transcription cis-regulatory region binding. Gene Ontology annotation, biological process: regulation of transcription by RNA polymerase II. Gene Ontology annotation, cellular component: nucleus. Bases 186 to 1832 code for a protein of 548 amino acids. Lineage: Eukaryota; Metazoa; Chordata; Aves; Anseriformes; Anatidae.
CCCCGCAGCAGCCGCCCCCCGUUUUGGGGCAGACCCCCGGGCACGAGCCUCCCGCGCCGGCCUCCGACGGGGAGCCGCCGCUGCCCGAGGAUGGCCCCGAGCGGCCGAAGGCGUCCGAGGAGGACGCGGUGGCCAGCGGGGAGAAGGAGGAGGAGGAGGCCUUCCUCGUCAGCCUCUACAAGUUCAUGAAGGACCGGCACACGCCCAUCGAGAGGAUCCCCCACCUCGGCUUCAAGCAGAUUAACCUCUGGAAGAUUUACAAGGCGGUGGAGAAGCUGGGGGCCUACGAGCUGGUAACGGGGCGACGGCUCUGGAAGAACGUGUACGAUGAACUCGGGGGCAGCCCCGGCAGCACCAGCGCAGCCACUUGCACCCGGCGCCACUACGAGAGGCUGGUCCUUCCGUACGUGCGGCACCUCAAGGGCGAGGACGACAAGCCGCUGCCCCCCAGCAAGCCCCGCAAGCAGUACAAGGUCUCCAAGGGCGCCGAGACGGGCGAGAAGAGCAGGAGGAGCAAGAAGGAGAAGGGCCGGGAGCAGAUGCCGCCGGAGAAGGCGAAGCCUGAGGCUGUGGCCACCCCUGGAGGCAGCAAGGAGGAGCCGGCGGAGGCCCCGGAGCGAGGCCGACCGGCCGAAGGACGCGCCAGCCCCGCAGCCCCAGCGCCAAGCCCCUCAGCGGGGUGUGCAGGCACCUGCAGAGCCCACGCCGAAGCCUACAAACGCCUCUUCUCCAGCUUUUACUCCAAAGGCAACCACCCCAUCAUGUCCCCGCUGGCCAAGAAGAAGCUGCUGGCCCAGGUGAGCAAGGCCGAGUCCUUGCACUGCCACAAGCGCCACUGCCCAGAGGGCCGGCGGGGGGCGAGCGACGCUCACCCCAGCACAAGCCCCGAGCCCCCCCGGCCAGCAGAGGAGCGGAGGAGCCCGGAGCCUCCUGGAUUUAAGGAUCCAUCCCGAGGCAGCAGGAGUGAGGUGGGAUCCGUCCCCAGCGCCUCCCCAGGGGGGAGAGACAGCCAGCCCUACCCCAGAGCCGAGGAGGGGGGCCCCGCGCCCGCCGUCUUCACCGGCUACUUCCACGCCUACCACAACAAGGUGCUGAAGCCCGUGAGCUGCCACCCCCUCGGGGGCUACUUCUCCAGCUUGAAGGAUUUUUUGGAGCCGCAGCCGGAGGACACGGAGCAGCCCCAAGACCUGCGGAGCAAAACGGGGCAAGCGUGGAGCGGGGAGGGCCCGCGGGCGGCCGCUUUCACCGCUGUUAAAUCUUGCCGGGUGCCCCCCGGGGCCGGCUUCGCGCCACCGACGCAGAGCCCCACAGUGCCGGGGGGCAAGCGGAGCCGGGAGGAGGAGGCUUUCGGCCCCGGCAAGAAGCUGCGGGCUGUGUCCCCCUUCGUCAAGGAGCCCGAGGGCAGGGACAAGGGCGCUGGCUCGCCCAGGGGCCAGCAGGUGCUGGCCAAGCCCAAAGCCAUCGUGCCUGGUCCCGCCUACACCGCCCCGCUGCCCGCCGUGCCUCCAGCCCCGGACGUUUACAAGGGAGCGAUGCUGCGGUUCCCGGUGAGCUUCGCCAACCCGCUGGAGCACCUCAAAACCCCGGCGGCGCCGCUGAUGCCGUCCCUCUCCGUCAACCCCUUCGUCAUCCCUGCUUUCCCCAGCCCUUUGAUAGCCGCCUCCACGCAGCCCUCCGACCUGUGCCGGCCGCUGGCGACCGGCCCCGGGCACUACCCCACGUCCUACGAGAGCUCGCUGCAGCACCGGCUCUACCCCGUGGCGACGUGGCACAGCCAGCCCACCUACGCCACCCCGCACGCGUCGGCCUUCCACCGCAAUGCCAAGCUGUAGGGUUUUCGCCCCGAUCCGGACCGGCCUCGUCCUCGCAGACAGGUGGCCGUGGGGGUGCCGUGGUGGCCGGAGCCCAUCGGCGCUUCAGAGCCGCCACGUCCCGCGGCAGAGACGAGCUGAGCUGGACCGUGUCGUUUUUACUUCUGAUCUUAGAGCUGUUUGUAUCUGCCAUCGUUCGCCGGUGACUUAACUUCCAGUAUCACAAGGUUAUAUAUAUAUUAUAUAUAUAUAAAAAAAGGGAGCAAAGUGAGCUGCAGGUUUCUAUUUUGUUAGAGAGGCCGUGCCCCGUGCAGUUUCACGCGGCCAAUGCCGAGAGGAGGCAGAGCCGAGCAGUGGCUGUCCGCCAUCUCACCAGGAUGCUCUGUAACUCCCUGGGUACACAGCCCCUUCUCACUCCUAGGAAGCAAUGCAAUUUUAUUUUUAAACGACGUUGCCUUGAGCAGGGGGUUCCUGAGGUUGUUCAGGGGCUCGGGACCGCGGCAAAAGCAUCCGUGAGAAGCGCGCCGGCCGCUCCGCUCGCUGCCGCCACGCACCUCCAACAGCCGGAAGGGCUGAGCCGGUGGCAGAAGGCAGCAUCCCAAAAUAAAACUGGCUGGAUGGUCCCAA